This is a messenger RNA of Oreochromis aureus, 1723 nucleotides long. It is a transcript of the gene sh3bgr, whose product is annotated as SH3 domain binding glutamate-rich protein. Gene Ontology annotation, cellular component: cytoplasm. Bases 149 to 928 code for a protein of 259 amino acids. NCBI's taxonomy places the organism in Eukaryota, Metazoa, Chordata, Actinopteri, Cichliformes, Cichlidae. The transcript is spliced from 12 exons. The record is from RefSeq and is a predicted model, not a curated record.
AUAACCGUGUGUGUGUGUGUGUGUGUGUGAGUGAGUGAGUGAUCGCUGUGCUAUGUCUCCGUCCAGGGUGUGCUCUAAUAAUAGAGGAGGCUGCCUGCUCCUUUAAGAGACCGCUUGUUGCAUACUCGACAAAAUAAAUUGUAGCAAAAUGGUCAUUAAAGUUUUCCUCGCGUCUUCGUCGGGAUCCACAGCGAUCAAGAAGAAGCAGCAAGAUGUGGUUGCCUUCUUGGAGGCUCUUAAAGUUGACUACACUCCGCUGGACAUCGCGUGCAAUGAGGACAACCGCAUGUGGAUGAGGCAGAACGUCCCUGAGGACAAGAAGCCGGCCAACGGCAUCCCCCUCCCCCCACAAAUCUUCAAUGAAGAGAGUUAUUGUGGGGACUACGACACAUUCUUUAAUGCCAAAGAGGACAAUUUAGUGUACACCUUCCUGGGGUUGCCCCCUCCUCCUGGGUCAAAGGAAGCAGAGCAAGCUGACAAGGAUAACAUUGUGGAGAAUGGCACCCAUGCUGAGGAAAACCUUGACGACACAAUAGUUCCAGUGGAGGAUCGUAAUGGGGAUUCAAAUAAAGAGGUGAAGCAGGCCACUGAUGAGAAUGAAGAAGGUGAGGGUGAUGAGGAGGAAAAGGAGGGGGCAGCAAAGGAAGAGACUGCAGAUGAUGAAGGAGAAACAGUAGGAGAUGAAGCCCCCACAGAGAAGGAGGAGGAGGCAGCAGUGGAAGAAACAGACGAGGUCACAGAAGACACUGAGGGCCAAGCAGAAGAGGAAGAAGAACAGGAGGAAGAGGAUUUGCAGUCAGAGGAGGAAGAAGAGCUACGACAGCUUGAGGAGCAAGACGAACAAGGCCGUGCUGUAGUUUCUGGAGGAGGAAGAGGAAGAAGAAGAAGAAGAAGAAGAGUUGGAAGAAACACAGGAGGAAGAGGCUGAGUAGUUGAAGCUGAGCGAUGCUGAUGAUGUCGAUUUACUGCUCUCCAGCCCGAAGGAGCCUCCCGUUCCGUCUCUUCCCGACCCUUGACACUUGGCCCGCCCCCUCAACCCCAUCAGAAAGCCCCUCCACGUCUCUGCAAAGCAGCACAUGACCCUACUGGAAACCACUGGUCAUGUCCUUGAAGGCUCCAUCCCAGCUGAAAACGCCUAACCCACAUUUGCCUUACACCCUUCCCUGUUGACUGCAAUGUUGACUUAAUUUUUAUAUUUUGCGUGUACAAACAAACUGUAAUGAAAAACGAGCAGUGUAACCUAGCGGUGUUGGUUUGGUUGUUUGCCAUGAGCAGCUUUUUGUAAAAUGCACAGUUGUUUUGUUAAACUCAGACCCUUUUCCCAUGUUGCACUUGUAGAAGUUCUACUUUUCUAACACAAAAGGCCGGCGACCUAUUUAAAAAAAAAAAAAAAAAAAAAAAAAAAAAAAAAAAAAUCCUGGCAUAUCCUAGCUUGUGACUCCUGGCUUGUAGAUUCAAAGUGUCAUAAGUCACUCUCUUUCAUAACAGUUCUGUUCUUGUGCUCCUAACUUCAUGCCUUAUCCAACGACGAGUGUGUAAAUUCAAACUGUGACUUCUAAUGGCAGCGAGAAAGGAAAUAGACACAUGCUGCAAGACUGCAAACCACUCCACCACCGCUACAGCUACUUCUGCCAGAAAUGCUGUCUAAUCAAUGCACUUUGUUGAACGAAGAGUGAGAUGUGGCUGAGAUGUUGGAAAAUAAAAUAAAGUGGACUCGUAAAAA